Panonychus citri (citrus red mite) is the source of this 5605-nucleotide messenger RNA. RefSeq lists its product as uncharacterized. NCBI's taxonomy places the organism in Eukaryota, Metazoa, Arthropoda, Arachnida, Trombidiformes, Tetranychidae. The transcript has 4 exons. The record is from RefSeq and is a predicted model, not a curated record. The coding region runs from base 2034 to 2945 and encodes 303 amino acids.
UCUUUUGGUCGCCAUGUUUUUCCAACUGAAGAAAAAUAAUUUAAUCGUCAACACAUUAAAUUCUUAAUGAUUAUUAGAAAUCUUUUUAUUGGUUAUUCUUUUUUUUUAUUUUCUUUUCGGUGAAUAUUAUUUUAUUACCUGUGAGUCUAUCGGCGUGUGAUAAAUUGAUCUUUUGACCUAUUCCGAUAGCGAGAAGAUCCUUAAUGAUUAUGUUUUCCAUCAACGUCUUCUCACUUACUUGUUACGGUGAAUUUUAGAUUGUGAAUCCUGUGAGAAGCUAUUGAACUUGUUCUUGGUGUUAUUUCCGUUUUGGUGCGUUUGGUUUUUUUUCUUCUUCUUCUUCUCUUUCAUCCAUUUAAAUAUAUUGGUGAUGAUGAUGAUCAACUAUUAACAAUGAUUAGAAUUGGUUAUUGUGUUAUUAACAUUUGGGAUAUAAUUUAUUAGGACAUUUGGGAAGAUAGUCUAACCGGAUAACAAUUAGUUGUGUAACAUUUUUUUGUUUUGUUUUGUGACCAACAGGUAAUGGGAAAUGAUUGUAACAAUUGUGACCUGGAAUCAAGUGGAGUUAUGUUUUUAUCAUUUUCGAUGAUAACAAUAAGAAUGACAAUGACAAUGACAUGACGAUGACGAUGAUGAUGAUGAUGGUUGUUGAAUUGUAAUUCAGUGGGAAGAUAGAUAGAGAAAGAGAUGGAGAGAUUCUUUGAGAGAAUUGGGAUUAAUUAUUGUAUUGGAUUGUGUCAACAGAAGCUUUUGGAUUAGUUAAAGAAUAAUCUUAUUAAUUGUUCUCAUUUAGUUUACAUCAUCAACUUUCACCCUAUCCAAGGAAGGAAAAAAACGACGACAAUAGAGAGACGAUUUUGGAUACUGAUUAAAGGAUGUUGAUCAUCAUCAAUUGUUUGCAUAAUUGUGAAUAAUAAUCAUCUAUGUUUGUUAUGAUUUAACGUCAUUUCCUUUCUGAUUGUAAUCAUCUCAAAGGAAAUAAUAGAUUGAUUCCAGUUUUAUUUCCUGUAAUUGAUGUCUAUUGAUAGUAAUCAAGGUGGAAUCGAUUGGACUUAGUGGAUUGCGAAAUUACAGUCAACAAUUAAUGUCCAGUUGAAUGAAUGAAUAUUUGUAAUAUUUACAUUUGAUUUAAUAGUUUAAUCAAGUUAAUGAAAAGCCUCAGGGAAGUAAUUUACUAAUCAACCAAUCAACUAAUCGUUUAUAACAACAUUUAAUCAUGCUGAUUAGGUCGUGGUUGGAAAUUAUUAAGAUGGACUUAAAGAAAUAUAAACAAAUGAUUAACUAACGAUGAAACGAAUCAUUUUGGACAUUUGCAUGACUUGGGACUUAGAUUUCUCUUGAUCCUUGGGGAAAUUAUUAUUAAUAAUAUCAAUGUGACUCUCUCACUCUAUCUCUCUGAUUAUCUAUGGUGUUUAUCAGUUGAUUGCUUUUCUUUAACUAUCCCUAUGUUUCUUUAAUUUAUUUGCAUUCACCUCCAAUUUUCCCUCCUUCUUCAAUAUCUUCUCCAAUGUUGCCUCGGGGUAGAAAAUGUUGCAAUCAAACUGAACCAGAUAGUAAGAGUAAGAGAGAGAGAGAGAGAGAGAGAGAGAGAGAGAGAGAGAGAGAGAGUAAAUUCAUGAUGAUGAAAAAUGAUGAUUAUCGUUGACUCUCUCAUUCUCUCUCGACCCUUUCCUUACCUUUUAGGAUUUUCUCUUUUCUUCUAACUCCUUUUCCAUUUUUAAUCACUCUGAUAUUAAUGAAAUUCAAACUAAACCCCCAAGUUACAAUAUCCUGUGAAUUUUAGUACGAAUCUCUAAAUUUCGAUUGUAAUUGCUCAUUUAAUCAAAGUUUAAUUUGAUUAUUUUUCUACCUUAAAUUUAGACUAGUAAUAAUUUAGUUAAUUUCCUUUACUCUUGGUUCCCCUUUGUCCUGCUGUUGGGUCAAUUUGGACACAUCAGCAUUUGGGUUUCCUCUUUGAACUUAUUCCAUAUUAGUGAUUAAAAUUGUUCCAGUGUUGAUUGUGAUUGCAAAAGAAAAAGAGAAAACUGUUCAAAAUGGUCAUGAUGAUUUGUGCUGAUUCAAUUAAUUCAACAUCUUCUUCCGUUCUCAACCCAUGGAGUCGAAAAUUUGUCAAUUUAUCCCAAGCAAUUGAUUCAUCUAUUAAUGGAAAUGAUUUACGAUCAAAAGCCAUCCCCUUUGACACUGCAGCCUCACCAGAUGAUUUCCCUUUGAUCAACAAUCAACCCAUGGUGUUUACCCUUAUACUUAUUUACCUUUGCUGUUUGAUCAAAUUACUUCCAAAUUAUAUGUCAACCCGUUUACCCUUUAACCUGCGCCCUUGGUUAGUCGUUUUCAAUGGUCUCAUGUUUGGUGCUUAUUGGGCUGGUUUUGUUAUUUUCGUCUAUUGUUUCCCACCCUGGAGAUAUGUCAUGUACGGUGAAGCCGCCACGGUGGAAACACCUCUAACCAAAAUGUACUACAUGUACCUGCACAAUUUAAUCUUCUGGGCUCGAAUGGUUGAUUUAUCCACACCGAUCUUCAAAUUAUUAACCAAAAAAGAUUCAUCUUCUGCCAUUCUCCAUGGUGUUUACACUUCCAUAAUUGUCACCGCUUAUUCAAUGGGCUACGAAUUAGAAUCCAAAGAACCUUAUACAAUGUUACCCAUGUUUGAUGCUCUCAAAGUGAUCGUACGAAUUAUUCAUCACAUUCUAACUGCUCCAGGGGAAAAUAAUAUGCAAGGAUGUGGAUUUAGAAAAUCAACUAUCCACUGGAUUAAUAUUCUUAUCAAUAUAAUCGCAUUAAGUACAAUUGGUUACCUUUUCUCAACUAAUUACAAUUUCUCCCGAAACUUGUACUCUUAUGUUGUCUUAGUUACACUAAUGGAGACAUGUUUCCAUUUGUUUGGUAUAUUCAACAUUAAUUUGUUUCCAUCAUCAUCUAAACAAUCAAAAAAGUUAAUUGAUUGAAAAGAAACUGGACAAUUAAUUAUUAUAUUCAUAUUACAUGAUUAUCUCAAUAUUUUAACAUCUCAAAUUUUCCUAUCAAUCAAAAACAACAAAACUUCAUCAACCCUAAUUACUUUAAUUAGGUUUCAUUACACUUUAACAAUUAGUACAACUGUUUAAUCAUCAAUCUAUCCUACUAUUCAAAUUAUUUAAUUAACCAUCAUUAAUAAUUAACACCAAGAUUAGUUAGUGACAGUAUUUUCAUAAGCCAAUUUGUCAGUCUAUCUAAAGUGAUUCUUUAUUUUUACAAUUUUAUUACAAUUAAUUUAUUGUAAUAGUAAUUUAAAUAUUUUAUUCUGAAUAAAAAAAAUUACUUUUUAUUAUUAGAAUUGUUUGAAAGUAAAUGAUUAACAAAAAGUAUAUGAAAAUGCACGUAGUAGGUUUUUGAUAAUUAAAUUUACAUCGACUUUGAUUAAAGGGCUUUGUUAAUCAUUUAGAGUGAUUAUGAUUAAGCCCACCUUGUAAUCGUUUGUCAAAUUUGAUUGCUAUGCAUCAGAAAAUGAAUUGUGUGUUGAUUAUUAUCACUUCGUAUUGGCGAUUCCUUUAAUCAUCAGAUUAUCAGAUAUGGUUUAAUUUUCAAUGAUUCUUCAAGGCUGAUUACUUUUACUAUCGUCAAUUUAUCUCUCUCUCUCUCUCUUAAUCAUAAGGAAGAUGAUGAAAACCGAUAACGAAUCAAUAUGGAAAGAGUAAUAAUAAUUGGAUAUUAAAUUAAAAGACAUGGAAAAUAUAAUUCUCAAGGUUAAAUCUCCUUGAUAACAAUCGUUAAAACUAGAUAGUCACAAGGGUUGGACGAUAGUGACCAUUGAAACUGAUUGAUAAACUGGGAAAAAGACAAAAGUUAAUUUGUAUUACAUGUUAUUGAUUAUCAAUUAAUAAUAUGUAUCAAGUUGAAAAUCAAUUUAAAGAUCAGUUGGAAGCUUAACAAACCAGAUCUCAUGCCCCUGGGGCUGCGGCAUAAUUUGAACCAUGGGAUGGAAAACCUUCAUUUUGUAUUGUUUACAAUUGAAAAUUGAUUUGUCUCAAUGAAAGUCAAUUCUGCUCCCCGGUGAUUGAGUUUCUCUCUCCUUAUACUGCUGAUUUAAUCAGCUUCUUAACCGAUAUUCACAAAAUCAAUGGUCACAUUUCCGAUUUCCAUUGAUAUGAUGAUCAAUCGUCUUCACAGAUUUGAGCAACAAAUUUCCAGCAACUAUUCAUUGAUUUAAUUGAUUGGCAAACAAUUCAAUUUAGCUGUUAACUAAAUAGAAUCAAAGUACAUUAACCAAUUUCACUAGAAAUGAAAAGAUAAUGGAACACAGGAUCAAUUACCUGAUAGAUUAUUUCAUUUUCAAGAUUCUUUGGUACAUAUUCUUGGAAUUCCCCAUGAACGACUAUUAGGAUCAGUUAAUAUUUAUCUUCAGCUUUGCCCUAAGGGUAAAUCGUGUUAGAAGUUUUCACUUGGCAAAAUCAAAUUGAUCCCUGGAUUGAGGCUGAAUUUCAAGAUUUAAUCAUCAUCUCUCUCUCUCUCUCUCUCUCUCUUCAACUUUUUCUUGUAAUUUUCAAAGCCGAUGAAAAAAGUUACUUUACUCAAGUGUCGAUGGACUUUUACAUUCAAAAAUUUAUAAUGUUAUCGUUGUCGAUUUGGUGUUAAUAUCAAUUGAUCGGAAACAACUAAUCAAUAGAAUUCUAGUCUAACUUUCACUUUGAUAUCUGGAAACGGAAAUUUCCGGUUUGCAUUUCAAUUCACUUCCAGAAUCAUUAGAAAAGUUCAUUGAAUCAUAAUGUUGACAUUAUUGGAAAUUCACCUUGAUCAGUUGAUGAUUAACUUUCAACUUUAACGUAUUAUUAAUAAUAUUGACAAUGACAUUUCCUUUUCCAGGUAUUAAUCAUUUAAGUGUCUCUUUAGUACCGUUAAAAAUUGAUUAGAAUCCUUAAUUAGUUAACCAAUUCUAUAAAUAAAAAUUAACUCUUUCUUAUGAUCUUGUAUUUAGAAAACCGUUUCCGAACCAGUUUUGUUUCGUUAGCUCCUCUUUUCCGCUAUUUUUCAUGGAGGAGAAACGUUUUCAGUUCAAUGUCUCCGAUAAACAUAAACUUUUUUUUCAGUUAACUAAUUCAAAUUAACCAAAAAUCCUGUUCCAAUUAUUGAACGAUUCCAUUAAAUCCUUUUAACAUCUCAUCAGAAAUGAAAUGAAAAAUGAACACGUCGACAUGUUGAAAGAUCAAAACAAAACCCUCACGAGAAUGACCAGGGAUAAUCAAUUGACCAUCACAAUGGGAACCACGACAGACGAAACUUAAAGUACGAAAAGUAAUUGAAUUAAAAAAGUAGAAACAAUCAACCAAAUAGUUCAACAAUCAAUUCAUGAUCAACCUUUUAAAUCUCGAGAGUAACUAAUAUUUAAAUGGUCAAUAAAAAAUAUUUGGAUCAAAUAUUUUACUCGGCUAGCUGAUUGAACGAUUGGAAUCACAAUCAAAAUCAUUUAGCUGAACCAAUCUCGAAACAAGUUAAUACCGAGAUUGAUCAUAAAUGUCACUUUUUAAUUUACACAAUUAAUUUCAAGACAAAAUAAUUAAGCGAAUGAAGAUUAUGAACAAUUCUACCAGUGGCGACAUCUUUUAGAUGAUUAAAGAAAUAAACGUUCUAC